Anarrhichthys ocellatus (wolf-eel) is the source of this 1329-nucleotide messenger RNA. Its product is annotated as chromodomain-helicase-DNA-binding protein 1-like. Gene Ontology annotation, biological process: chromatin remodeling; DNA repair. Lineage: Eukaryota; Metazoa; Chordata; Actinopteri; Perciformes; Anarhichadidae. The transcript is spliced from 9 exons. The annotation marks the transcript as partial. Gene Ontology annotation, cellular component: nucleus. The record is from RefSeq and is a predicted model, not a curated record. Gene Ontology annotation, molecular function: nucleotide binding; DNA helicase activity.
CUGAAGACAUUCUGAAUAUAUUCUGUGUCCCUCCUUCUGGUCUUCGGCCUCCAGCUGCUGAGCUGCAGAGCGUCCUGGAACCCUUCCUGCUCCGUCGAGUCAAGUCAGAAGUGGCCGUCGAUCUGCCGAAGAAGACGGAGCUGCUGAUGUACCACGGCAUGUCGGCCCUGCAGAAGAAAUACUACAAAGCCAUUCUGAUGAAGGAUGCGGAGGCUUUUGGAAACGAUCAGGGCAACAAGAACCGGCUGCUGAACAUCCUGAUGAACCUGAGGAAGUGUGUGGACCACCCGUACCUGUUUAAUGGAGUGGAGCCGGAGCCCUUUGAGAUGGGCGAGCAUCUGGUGGAAGCCAGCGGGAAACUGUGUCUUCUGGACGCCAUGCUGACCUACCUGCACAAAAGAGGUCAUCGGAUCCUGCUGUUCUCUCAGAUGACGAGGAUGCUGGACAUUCUUCAGGAUUACAUGGAGUUCAGAGGUUACAGCUAUGAGCGUCUGGACGGGUCCGUCCGAGGGGAAGAAAGAAAUCUAGCAGUGAAGAACUUCAGCAGCAAAGAUAUCUUUGUGUUUCUGCUCAGCACUAAAGCAGGCGGAGUUGGCCUGAACCUCACCGCUGCCGACACCGUCAUCUUCAUGGACAGCGACUUCAACCCUCAGAAUGACCUGCAGGCUGCUGCUCGCUGCCACCGGAUUGGUCAGAACAGGCCCGUGAAGGUGAUCCGCCUCCUGGCCAGAGACACCGUGGAGGAGAUCAUGUACUCUCGAGCUGUGUCCAAGCUGCUCCUCACCAACACGGUCAUUGAAGAAGGUCGCUUCUCUCUGCUGGACCAAGCUCAGUCAGCUGCUGCAGGACUUCAGCUCAGUGAGAUCUUGAAGUUCGGGGUGGAUAAGCUUCUGUCAUCGGAGGAGAGCUCUGUGACGGAUGUGAAACUGGAGAAGAUCCUCGGUCCGUCUCGUGACGGUCAGUGGGUGGAGGAAGAGGAAGAAGAGGAGGAGGAGGAGGAAGAAGAAGAAGAAGAGGAGGAGAGCGGCUCUGCAUCUGACAGGCAGAACCACAUGUACUACUUUGAGGGCAAAGACUACAGCAGAGACCCGAGCUCUGAAGACCAGAAGAGCUUCGACCGUCUGCUGGAGGAGCAGCUGGCCGACUUCCAGAGAACUGCAGGAGACGGACGAGCUCUACGGCACAAAGCUGGAGUAAGAGUCUGUCUCACGACUGAUGGGAGCAUCAUGCCACAGUGCACGUUGUAUAUCGCACAUGUUUAUUCUAGUCUUAAAGAGACAGUACUGAUGUUCUGUAGUGUGUGUAGUGAGGUUGUCCUCCACAGUCAGG